Telopea speciosissima is the source of this 1120-nucleotide messenger RNA. Its product is annotated as putative RNA-binding protein YlmH. The transcript is spliced from 10 exons. Gene Ontology annotation, molecular function: RNA binding. NCBI's taxonomy places the organism in Eukaryota, Viridiplantae, Streptophyta, Magnoliopsida, Proteales, Proteaceae. The record is from RefSeq and is a predicted model, not a curated record. Bases 59 to 1027 code for a protein of 322 amino acids.
AUCCCCGUCUCAACUUUCAACUCUCUCAGUUGUCUGCUUGGUAUGCAACUCACGGGGAAUGGCAGGUAACAGCUUUGCAGCUCCGGCGAUUCUCAGGAAAGUAAUAAGGGCAGUUAUAGACAUUCGUCCCCUCCAUAGUCAUAAGCUUUCCCAUUAUGGAUUAAUACGUCGCUCUGUUCCUCUCGUAACAACACCUUGGAAUUCUUCUGUUGCAGGCAUAUGUAGUCUGCCCAAUGCUAAGAAGUGGGAGGACACUGAUGCUUUGGUUCAAGGAGUAGGGGAUAAGGAUGCAAUAGAGGCUGUGAAGCAUACUCUUGAAAUGGCAAGACGGGCAUCAUCCAGAAGAGAAGUUCUCCACACAAAUUUUCUUACACCGCCCAUUCUAAAGGAGUCAAUGCUUGCAUUGGAGAAAUUGGCUGAUGUUAAAGCAGUAGCUCAGGGAGGAUAUCCACAGGCUGAACGUUGUCGGCUUUCGGUUGGACACUUUGAAGUAAUGACCACCGAUCCUGAUAUUGUUGCUGCAUUAAGUAUCACAGGAAAUUUUGGGUUUCAACCUUGUUCUCAUGGUGACUUCCUUGGCGCAAUUCUUGGUACAGGGAUUGCAAGGGAGAAGCUUGGAGAUAUUCUCUUGCAGGGCGAGAAGGGGGCUCAGGUUCUUAUAGUUCCAGAACUUGUUGAGUUUCUUGUUUUGUCAUUGGACAAGGUUGGCAAUGUCCCAGUCUCUUGUUCAAAGAUACCCUUGCUUGCUUUAGAAUAUGAGCCACCAAGGACUAAAUCAUUUAAAGCCAUUGAAGCAUCUUUGAGAGUUGAUGCACUAGCUAGUGCUGGGUUUAAGAUUUCACGUUCAAAACUAGUUGAUCUGAUCAGUGGAGAUGUCCGCAUCAACUGGAAUACUGUGACAAAAAAUGGAACUACACUCAAAACUGGAGAUAUUGUUUCAGUUAGUGGUAAAGGAAGGCUGAAGAUUGGGGAAAUCAACACAACGAAGAAGGGAAAGUUUGCAGUUGAGCUUAUUCAAUAUUUAUAAGCUUCAAUGCAGCACAAAUUCUCAGUCGUUCAUCAUGGUUAAUUGGAAGCACUGAAAUAGAAGUUCAAGUGAGAGCUCGGUACCCUAUUAUUG